Nilaparvata lugens (brown planthopper) is the source of this 2431-nucleotide messenger RNA. It is a transcript of the gene Dtd, whose product is annotated as D-aminoacyl-tRNA deacylase-like. Lineage: Eukaryota; Metazoa; Arthropoda; Insecta; Hemiptera; Delphacidae. The transcript has 7 exons. The record is from RefSeq and is a predicted model, not a curated record. Gene Ontology annotation, cellular component: cytoplasm. Gene Ontology annotation, biological process: tRNA metabolic process. Bases 174 to 1235 code for a protein of 353 amino acids. Gene Ontology annotation, molecular function: D-tyrosyl-tRNA(Tyr) deacylase activity.
CAGAUCUGCUGUUUACCGAAUGCGCUCAGUCUGGCAGCGCCUCUGUCUCUGUAGGUAUCUAGUACCGUAGGUACGUGCAUCAAUAAUAGCAUAAAUCGUGUUUGUUUAUAGCGUGCUUGUUUGUGAAAAUAGCGCUGCGUAUAGGGGGCGUAUAAGAACCGUAUACUAGCGCCAUGGCAGACUACGCUAAAAUUGCGCAGCGUAUUUUCCUCUACAGUGUUAUUUACACUGUAGCCGCUAUUCUCGGUGUAUUGGUUUUGCUGCGUACCGCCUUCGUGCAGUGGAGGCGGGGUGGCUCGAAUUCUGCCGCCCCCAAGAAGAAACGUGAACUGCCCCCCGAUUGUCUCAACGACCCUAAAUUGGGAAAUCACUGCUAUGUACAACUCAAGAACGUGAAGCUGCAUUAUGUUGAGAAAGGUGACAAGACAAAACCAUUGAUGCUGCUAGUCCAUGGGUUCCCAGAAUUUUGGUACUCAUGGAGACAUCAAAUAAGGGAAUUCUCAAAAGAUUAUUGGGUGGUUGCAGUGGACAUGAGAGGGUAUGCUGAUUCUGAAAAGCCCACUGGAAUCAAGUAUUACCGAAUGAAAUACCUCCUUGAAGAUCUCAAGAACUUGGUUGAGGCUCUAGGGAAAGAGAAAGUGAUUCUAGUCGCCCACGACUGGGGUGGCGUGAUUGCCUGGUAUUUUGUGAUGAAUUACCCUGGGAUGGUGCACUCCUACAUCAUGAUGAAUGCUCCUCACCCCGUUGCCUUCAGGAAACAACUCAUGUCCAGUUUCAAACAACUGCGCAUGUCUUGGUAUAUUUUCUUCUUUCAAUUACCUUACCUUCCUGAAUAUUUCCUUCAAAUGCAAGACUGCAAAUACUUGAAUCAUAUCUGGCGAACCAAGAGAGACCCAUCCGCUUUCACUGAGGAGGAUAAGGAGGCCUAUCGAUUUGUUUAUGGGAAACCAGGAGCCCCGACAGCGCCAAUCAACUACUACCGCGCCAACAUCCUGCCGCAGACGCGGCUGUUGAAGCGACUGCCGCUGGACGGAUCGGCGCCCCGAGGCCUCAUGAUUUUCGGCGAAGACGACUUCGCAAUCAGCACAGAAAUUGUCGAGAAGACCAAACGCCUCACGCCCAAUCUGGACACCGAACUGGUCAAAGAUGCGUCGCACUUUGUACAGCAGGAUGACCCCGUCACUGUCAACCGGCUCAUGGCUGAGUUUCUGGCCAAAGUUGCUGAUGGCAAGUAGGAGCACCAAGAGGCAGGGUGGAGAGUGGUACAAGGAAGUGUUGGGAGUAGAAGAGGUAAUAAUGUAGAGCCGAGUGGAGAGUUGGAGAAGGAAGGGUGUAUAAGAGUGAGUGAUGGAGAUAGAAGAGAAGAAUGGUGAGGAGCGAUAGAGAUGGAGGAUGAGUAGGAGGAGAAGAAAGAAGAAAAAAGGGAGGAGAGGGAGAGAGAAAAAGGAGGAGGAGGAAAAAGGAGAGAUGAGAAUGAAGAGGAAAAGUGAAUAUGAUGAAGGAGGCACAAGGAGUGUAAAUAACGUGAUGGAGAGUUAAGAGGAAGAAAAUAUAUUUGAGAGGAAGAUUGAAGGUAGAUGAGGAGGAGGAGGAAAAGUGAAUGUGAUGAAGGAUGCACAAGGAGUGUAAAUAACGUGAUGGAGAGUGAAGAGGAAGAAAAUAUAUUUGAGAGGAAGAUUGAAGGUAGAUGAGGAGGAGGAGGAGGAAAAAGUAGUUUGUAGAAUGAAGAGAAAGUAGAGGUGCAAAAAAUAUUAAUAUACUCACUGACUUACUUAUCCUGGCGAAACAGCCCGAUGUGGGCUUUGGCCACCUCCACAAUCUGCCUCCGAACAUCCCGGUCUCCUGCCUUCCUCCUCCAAUCUCUAAUUUCCAUUGCUGUCAUAACAAUUAUUGUAUAAUUAUGCUGAGGAUGAAAGUACCGAUGAGGAAAUGAGAAAAACUGGGGGAACAAAAUAAAAAUAAUGGUAAAAUAAAAUUGAGCCUUGAUUGAAAUUCUUUGUACCGGUACAGCAACAGUAUUUGCUCUCUUCAAAUUACAAAAUAAUCUCAAUAUCAUGGUCUUAUCUCAAUUCAAUCACACUGAGUUUGUAGAAAAAAAGAUGAAGUUGAAGAUAAUGACUAUCUAGUUGUAUACUGCUUCGUUCCACCAUUUUUCUUCAGAAUUAACUUAUAAAACUUAUCUUUUUUCAAAUAUUUCUUCGAAUUCUUUAAUUUUAUUCAAGAACGGUUUGUAAGAGCUUGAUUUUGAACUAAUUUUAUCAUCAGACUGGUUGUGAUAACGUGUAGCGUAGAUGACUGAUGUGUAUGUAUUAUAAUAGUUGAAAAUAUAUUUCUGUAAAAAAUUAUAUUUGUAUGGUUGACUGUAUCCUCAAUAGAUAUUCUAAAGUAUUAUGUUUUAUUGUGAGAUUUUAAUAAAAUAUUUCAAUAAAAA